Messenger RNA from Polistes dominula (European paper wasp), 3410 nucleotides. RefSeq names its product membrane-associated ring finger (C3HC4) 6 (gene MARCH6). Gene Ontology annotation, molecular function: zinc ion binding. Gene Ontology annotation, biological process: ERAD pathway. Gene Ontology annotation, cellular component: endoplasmic reticulum membrane. NCBI's taxonomy places the organism in Eukaryota, Metazoa, Arthropoda, Insecta, Hymenoptera, Vespidae. The record is from RefSeq and is a predicted model, not a curated record.
CUUUGAAGGAACACUAGCGACACUAACGUCGAGAAGAAUCUAAAUAUGUCGAACGCAUCUAAUGGUACUAUUAUACAACUUGUACCAGAAUAAUUUAUACAAGAUCUAAGUUUCCAAACCAAACAUGACGGAGGACAUGUUAGGUACAGAUAUCUGCCGGGUUUGCCGGUCAGAAGGUUUCGCUGAUAGACCACUUUUUCAUCCAUGUAUUUGCACUGGUAGUAUUAAAUGGAUUCACCAAGAAUGUUUAGUGCAGUGGAUGCGAUAUUCACGGAAAGAAUAUUGUGAACUUUGUGGAUAUCGUUUUUCAUUUACACCUAUAUAUAGUCCAGAUAUGCCACGACGUUUACCAUUAAGAGAUGUUGUUGGUGGUUUGUUUUCAAGUAUUAUCACAGCUGUUAAAUACUGGCUACAUUAUACUUUGGUAGCUAUUGCUUGGCUUGGAGUUGUUCCAUUAACAGCUUGCCGAACAUAUAGAGCUCUCUUCAGUGGACCUUUUGAUUUAGUUAGAAUAAUGUCAUUACCAAUGGAUAUAUUAUCUACAGAAAACAUAUCAUCAGAUGUGUUUCAUGGUUGCUUUGUAGUAACUUGUACAUUAUUUGCAUUUAUUGGUUUGGUAUGGUUACGAGAACAAAUCUUACAUGCUGGUGGUCCAGAUUGGUUAGAAAGAGAUAAUAUUCAAAUACCUCCAAUUGAUAAUCCAGCACCAGCAGUAGCUGUAAUAGCAGCUCAACAAAUUCAAGAACAACAGGUAAAUCAGCCAGAAGAAGCACAAGAUAAUAAUAAUGUACCACCUUUUGUUGAUGAUCCACUUGUACCUCAGGAAGGCGAACCUAAUCAUGAAGGUUUAGCAAAUGUAGAAGCUAAUAUAGCACAUCCUCUAUAUCAUGAACUAGGGGAUAAUCCAAUUAAUGAUGCAAGAAUGGAAGAGAUGGAAGGUUUAGGAAGAGACGUAGAACCACCAAUCCCUCAUAGAGAAGAAGUGAAUGCUGAUGCUGAACAUCCCAAUCCUGCAAUUGGUGAUGGUUGGAGAGGUCAAGUACAAGGUCAAGCCCAAGGAGAAGCAGAGGAAGCUAAUUGGAACCCUAUGGACUGGGACAGACCAGCAGAAGAAUUAACUUGGGAACGUCUGUUGGGAUUGGAUGGUUCACUUGUAUUUUUAGAACAUGUCUUCUGGGUUGUAUCAUUAAAUACACUAUUUAUUAUGGUAUUUGCUUUCUGUCCCUAUCAUAUUGGGCAUUUUGCUAUAGCAGGAUUAGGAUUACAAGAACAUGCCGCGGCUUCUCAUUUUGAAGGUUUAGUAACUACAUUGUGUGGUUAUUGUGUCAUCGGAGUGUGUUUAGUCGUUUGUCACACUCUUGCAGCUUUAUUAGGUUUUCAACGAUCUCAGAGAAUUCUUGGACUCUGUUAUGUUAUAGUCAAAGUUUCUCUACUGUCAGUAGUUGAAAUUGGAGUGCUUCCAUUAGUUUGUGGCUGGUGGUUGGACAUAUGUUCAUUAGCAAUGUUUGACGCAACACUACGAGAUAGAGAAGCGUCUUUCAGCCUUGCUCCUGGCACCUCUAUGUUUAUUCACUGGUUAUUAGGAAUGGUUUACAUAUAUUAUUUUGCAUCAUUUAUACUACUUUUACGAGAAGUUUUGCGACCUGGAGUACUUUGGUUUUUGAGAAAUUUAAACGAUCCUGACUUUUCUCCAAUACAAGAGAUGAUACAUCUUCCAAUUUUGAGACACGUGCGAAGACUUGUUGCAUCUGCAAUCAUUUUUGGUACAGCUAUUUUAUUAAUGUUGUGGUUACCAAUAAAAUUAUUGAGAUGGGCUUGGCCAGGAUUUUUGCCAUAUACAGUCACUGUUCAAAGUGAAGCUCAGGUGAGCGAGCUAUCCUUGGAACUACUUUUACUACAAGUCAUCCUUCCUGCACUCUUGGAACAAUCUCAUACACGCACAUGGUUAAAAGCCCUUAUAAGAGGAUGGUGUCGAGUUGUUGCAUGGAUGUUAGAUCUUCAAUCAUAUUUAUUAGGCGAUCAAGUAGAGGAACCAGGUCCAGCAGUUAUUGAGGAACCACAACAUCCAGAUUUAGGAGCAGCUCAUCAGGCACUAAUGCAAAGAGAAAAUCCAACUAGUUUCCAACCAUAUACUAGACCACGAUGGUUUCCUGCUCGCCUGAUUGGUCUUCUAUGUUGUGUUUGUAUUUCACUCGUUAUAGCUAGUUUAAUUGCUAUGACUCUUCCCGCUUGGUUAGGAAGAAGAGUAAUGGCAUUAUGGAUGGUCGGAGCACCUGCGCCAUCGCCACCUGUAUUACCACCUACAUUAACUGGUUCUGAUGGAGAUGAAAGUAUGACUGCUUUAUUCGGAAGAGUACACGAAGUAUAUACAGUAGCCUGUGGAACGUAUGUAUGUUGGGCUGCUGUACGAGGUUUGGCAUUAGCUUUUUCGUGGUUACCACGUGGUCGUAGGGCCAUACUUGAUAAAGUAAAGCAUUGGGUUAUUUUGGGAUUGAAAGCUUCAGUUGCAUCUGUUUUGCUCGUUGGAGUUAUUCCACUAUUAUUUGGUCUUCUUCUUGAAUUAGUUGUUGUCGUUCCAUUGCGGGUGCCUUUAGAACAAAAUCCUGUUCUUUUUAUAUGGCAAGACUGGGCUUUGGGUGUUCUAUAUACUAAAAUAGCAACCGCUCUUACCAUGAUGGGUCCUGAUUGGAGAAUACGUUUAGCAAUUGAAAGAGCAUAUAAUGAAGGAAUAAGAGAAAUGGAUUUAAAAUUUGUAAUUACAGAAUUAGCAGCACCAGUUAUAUGUUGUUUUGGCCUUGCCCUAGCUGUUCCUUAUGCUGUGGCUUAUGGAAUAGUGCCACUAUUUGUUACCAAUCUCCAAACACAAAUACUUAUUGCUAGACGUUUAUACCCUUUCUUACUCCUAGUAAGUUUGGUUUGUAUAGUCAUUUACUUUCAAAUACGUCAAUUUAAAAAAUUAUAUGAACAUAUUAAAAAUGACAAGUAUCUCGUGGGUCAGAGACUUGUCAAUUAUGAACACCGUAACAAACCACAGUCCCAACAAUCACAAAGAUCAAGCUAACGCCAUCAGUAAAUAUUAUAUUAUUAGGGUGAAAGGAGUCUUAGGAUUAGCUUCAUGUACAUUCUUUAACAUGUUUAAUUAUUAUGAAUUAUAAUUUAAGUAAACGAUGCUUUAAUUCUUAAUAUUAUAAUUUAUUAAUGUAUAAGCGAUACUCAAUAAAUCAAAAAGAUUGUUAUCUAAGUGUAUCGCGCUUUUGAGUUUGAUAAGUAUAUUACUAAAUUUUAUAUCUUGAAAUAAAUUACACUAACAAAAUUGCUUUUAUACUAUAUAAUGAAUUGAAAACAAUGUUUUAUUUUGAAUGUUGAUUUGAAAUAAGUGGAUAAGUGAUAAUAAAAUACAAUAUAACAUU